UGGUUAGAAAAAUUAGCAAACGUGGUUUUUUUUUUUUUUUUUUUUUAAAUGUAAAUCACUUAAAUUUCACAUGGCAACAGCUUCAAGAGACCAAAUCUGAGGUUGACUUAAUAUAAUAGUAUAGAUAGAACUCAACAACAAACUGACAGAGUGGUGUUUGGCUCACCAAUUCGGUACUGUGAUAACUGCAAACGCUGUGAGAUUAAUACACUCACAUAACCCAUUCACAUUCACGUAGAGAGAGAAGCGUUUGAAUCGAUUGAUUUCUGCAGAGAGAGAGAGAAGAAAGAAUUUGAAUGGGCGGCGGCGGUGAAGAUGGAGGAGGGACAGCGUUGGAGUUCACCCCCACAUGGGUCGUCGCCGGCGUCUGCACUGUCAUUGUCAGCAUUUCCCUUGCCGUCGAACGCCUCCUUCACUUCACCGGAAAGUAUCUGCAGAGGAAGAAACGAAGGCUCCUCUUUGAAGCUUUACAGAAAGUCAAAGCAGAGUUGAUGGUGUUAGGGUUUAUUUCGCUACUUCUGACUGUAUUCCAAGGCAGUAUAAUCAAGAUAUGUGUUAAUCAGAGCGUUACCCAUCACCUCCUUCCUUGUAAGCUCUCAUCACAAUCUUCUUCCCACCAAGGAGAUUCUUCUUCUAACACCACUGAAACUACUUCCCAUCAUCGCCGUUUGCUCGCUGAACAAUUACGCGGGGCCAAUUACUGUGCUGCGAAGAAUAAGGUUCCAUUGUUGUCUGUUGAAGCAUUGCAUCAUCUACAUAUCUUUAUCUUUGUGCUAGCCAUUUUCCAUGUGACUUUUCGUGUUCUCACUGUUGUAUUUGGAGUGGCAAAGAUACGUCUAUGGAAGCACUGGGAAGACUCCAUUGCAAAAUAUAAUUAUGAUACAGAACAAGCUUUGGAACCUAAGCUCACUGAUGUCCAUCAACAUGACUCCAUCAAGGGUCGCUUUCCGGGUAUUGGUAAAAAUUCAGUUAUGUUGGGCUGGUUGCGUUCCUUUUUCAAGCAAUUUUAUGGAUCCAUCACUAGAUCAGACUACAUGACACUGAGACAUGGUUUUAUCAUGAAACAUUGCAGGGGAAACCCAAAGUUCGAUUUUCACAAGUUUAUGAUCUGUGUCCUAGAAGAUGAUGAUGAUUUUAAGAAAGCUGUUGGUAUAAGUUGGUACCUAUGGAUAUUUGUGGUCAUCUUCUUGUUGCUGAAUGUCAGUGGGUGGCAUAUGUAUUUUUGGAUAGCUUUCAUUCCUUUCAUUCUUCUAAUAGCUGUGGGCACUAAGCUGGAGCAUGUAGUCAGCCAGUUGGUUCGUGAGGUUGCAGAUAUACAUGUUGCAAUAGAAGGGGAAUUAGAAGUUCAUCCUUCAGACGAUCAUUAUUGGUUUCAUCAGCCCCCUAUUGUCCUUUACUUGAUACAUUUCAUACUAUUCCAAAAUGCUUUUGAAAUAGCAUUUUUCUUCUGGAUAUGGGUUCAAUAUGGUUGACUCUUGCAUAAUGGGACAAGUUCGUUAUAUAGUACCGAGGCUUGUUAUAGGGGUAUUCAUUCAGGACCUUCAGGUGCUCUGCAGUUAUAGCAUCCUACUACUGUAUGCCAUCGCAA
Messenger RNA from Camellia sinensis, 1588 nucleotides. NCBI's taxonomy places the organism in Eukaryota, Viridiplantae, Streptophyta, Magnoliopsida, Ericales, Theaceae. The record is from RefSeq and is a predicted model, not a curated record.